Molecule: messenger RNA, 3991 nt
Organism: Zootermopsis nevadensis
Lineage: Eukaryota; Metazoa; Arthropoda; Insecta; Blattodea; Termopsidae
Product: CDK2-associated and cullin domain-containing protein 1
Biological process (GO): positive regulation of protein kinase activity; ubiquitin-dependent protein catabolic process; G1/S transition of mitotic cell cycle
Molecular function (GO): ubiquitin protein ligase binding; protein kinase binding
Source: RefSeq, a predicted model, not a curated record
AACUGUCAUAUAGUGAUUGGUACAGUGCUGGUUGUCCAUCUUGAACUUCAGAUGUUUUUUUUUUGUUAUAAUUUUUUUAUUAUAAACGCCUUGCCUCUCAUAAUGCAAAGUUGCACUAAAGUAAGGUCAUGAAACUUACAUGUUCUAGUGUCUAACAGUAGCAUAAGAAGAUACUCCUCUAAUUGUUGAUGGGAGAUGCACUGAACAGGAUGAUCUGUAAGAUGUUAUAAAUAGUGUUUGGGUGCCACCAUUUGUUUACAGUAGAACUUCCUGCACAUUUAGAUGAGUUUUUGUCUUGACUGCUGCUAUCCACAGAAUAAUAAGGGAUGGUUUAUUUUUAUUUCGGAUCUCAAGAUUUAAUGUGACAAGACAUACCUAGAUUCUCAGGCCUGUUGCAUACAUCAAUUUUAUCCAUCUUUGCUUCCAUAUGAAGGAUUUGUUGAGCAAAUUUUAGCAGAAGUCUGUAUCAUAAGCUGGUACCAUCUCAGCUGUGGCAGCUACAAUGGGAUUUACAGUAUUUCUUUGAACAGCUUUCUAAGAUUUAUAACAACAAAUUGUUAUUGUCAUAUAAACAUGCCUGUUACUUGCUGCAAUGGUAAUGUACUUUUGAGGACAGGUGCUGACAUAGCUGACAGCUUAAAAACUGUUACAAAGUAAAAUGUGCCUUAUAGGUUACCACAUUAAAAUUGGAAAAGUAGAGGAAGAAAAAGCUUUUAAACCAACACUUUGGAAUGAGAAUUUACGUGAAGUUGGUAACCAUAAAAGAGCUAAACAGUGAAGUACACAGAAUAAAAAAGAAGGUGAAGCAUUUUGGCUAUUUUAACGCACGGUCUCCAAAAUCGUGCAACACUUAUUUCUUGUAUUGUUUUUGGUUGAUAUUCGGGAAGUGCCCGAUUCAAAUGUCUGCCAGUAUACCGUCCCCAUAAUAUCGUAUUUCUUAUUCGACCACGAAGAGCUCACAAUACUGUACCUCCAAAUUUGGAAGCACGCAUUUACUUCCGGCCAAUAUCGAUCUUAUACUUUGGACAAUUCGACUAAUGCAGAAUGCAUUACAGAAAACUCGUGUGAUGUAAAAUUUCAUCUAAACUCUCGUUGGUGUAUGAAAUGCAUUUUGUAAUUUACAGAUUACAUUGUUCUCACACUCACUUUGAAGUAGGCUACAAUGACGAAAGCAGUAAUUUUCAAUUUCGUUUCGAAAAAAGGACUUGCUAUAAUUGAAUAUCAGUGCUAGUGUGGCAGUCGAUCUCGCUACGAUAUCUGGUUCAGUCAUCUAUGUACCAUGACCGUGAUCACAUAGUGAACGAAGGCCGAACACGACUGCCAACUAGACUAUGGGAAUUGUUAAUUCAAAUUACCAACGUUACGUAAUGUUUUCAAGUCUGUAUAAAGUCUUAUUUUCUUUCCCAGCGGCAAUACCGUUUAUAGUUUUAAUGUAAAUUAUACCAACUAAAUGGGCAGCAUCUAACAUUUUCGUAGUGAUUUUAGUAUAUCGAUGUAUUGGGAAUUAUAAUAAUCGAUACAAUUCCCGACCAGAGAGUGCUGAAUAUCUGCUAAUUUAAUUCACAAUUAAGCGUUCAAAAUUAGAGUGUUUGAUAUGUGAAAUAACCAUAGAAUCAUGGACGUUUCUCCCAGUCACAAAUACAGUGGUUAUUGGAGCGUUGUUUCAAAAGCUGUGGAGCAAAUUCUUCAGAGCACUCUGGUGACAAGAGUGUCAUUUGAGCAGAUGUAUAGUAUUGUGUACAAGAGUGUAUGUGAUGGGUUUUCAGAAGAAAUGUAUCGUGACUUGCUAGGGCAGUGUAGUCGACAUCUGGAGCAAGUAGAUCACUCACUGUACUUAUGUAAGCAGGAGUCAGAUGAGCAACAGGAUGGUGACAUGGUCAAGUUUAUUAUGUCUUUCCACAAAGUUCUGGAGUCAUAUUUAUCAGCUGUCCAACAGAUCACGCCAAUUUUUGCAUAUAUGAAUAAGUUUUAUGUCGAAGUAAAGUUACAGACCUCAUUACAAGCACAGUUACUGGACCUGUUUCGACAGAAAGUAGCAGAUUGUCGGAUGGACGCGAUUAUGGCUAGUGUGGAUGACCUACUGGAACGACCUUUUACCCUUUCACCUGCUGUCAUGUCCUCACUGUUUAGAAAUCUUCACUGUAUUGGAAGAGGUGACUAUGGCCAGCGGUAUCCUAAACUAUUUUCACGCUAUGUGCCAGGAGUUCUGCCCCCAAUGGUACAGAGUGAUAUUGAAGCGCACAUUACUGAAACGCAUGAGUUGCAGCGCAUUUUGCGGAUACAGGGUGAAGCUGAUGGAGCAGCAGCUGCCACACAGCAGGGUCAGAAGAGGAGGGGUGACGACGAGAACUAUGGCCCGACAUUCUGCGUCGCCAUCGGAAAUCAGGAGCAACCAUCAGUGCUACCAGACGCAUCUAAUUAGUUCACAGCCAUCAGUGGAUCUGUGACAGUGUAACUGCUUCCAUACAUUCUGAUGUUAAGUAGACAACGUGGAGGCAUGGUUGUCACAUGUACUUAACGGUAUGUAUCACUACUUAAUUUAGUCAGUAUUCUCUUUUUUGGGCAUUUGUAAAGUGUAACAUGUACUUCGCAGUAAAGUGUGUAAUAUAAAUUUUAUAGCAGCUUCAGGGUGUAAACUGUGUAUCAACAUUGUGCUUUACCUGAUAUACACAAAUUAUACUCUGUGUGAAAUGUCACAGUGCUUUAAAUUUUUGUCCGGUGUUCAUUUGUCUUCAUUGAAAUUCAACUUGACAAAUUGUACUUGCUUUUGCAUUUUAGACAACAAACUCUUGGCAGUUGUUAUAUAUGUGCUUUUUAAUAUAUCGAAUUGCUUUUAACUGUGUAAUAUCUGCAGUUACCAUUAUUUGUAUAUUUUCUGGUUUCCAUUAUGCCAGUUUCUUGCGUAGUUUGUGCUUCUGUCCUUUUUCUUGGUAUGCCGUCAGUGUGACUAAGGUCAGCAUUAUGUGAAAGUGAUCGUUGUGUGCCAUGCCACCAUGGAAAGUGCCCACACUAUUUACAACUGCAUUAACCUAUAAGAAAUUCUGACACAGCUUCAGAACUGAAAAAUUGUUUUCCUCUUCAUUUCAGUUUUUAGAAGCAGACACUUUUGCAUGUUGGUAAAUCUGGUACUUUAUAGAGAAAAGUUAAAGAUAUGCAUAUGAACUCUUUGUUAUUGUCACCUUGUGUUUUGUGUGUAUAAAUUUUGAUGAAACUUUUAGAAGUAAGAAGUAGUAAUAUUAUUUGGGAUUGGAUUUGAAUGAGUAGUACUGCCAAGAGCUAUAAACUUUGUGAUUUAAGUAUACAGUCAGGUCAUUGAAACUACAGAUGGAGCAGUUCAAAGGAUCUUGCAUUUGCAGGUAACUGUCAGAACCAGUGUAUUUCAUGUGAUUCAUUACACAAUCUGAUGACAAGUUAAUAUGAAGCAGGUGUAGUUGGGUGGUAGUAUGAUUUUAACUGUUUGCUGUCGGUGAAAACGAAAGUCGAACAAGUGUUAGUGAAUAAUCACAAGAUCAUCCAAAUUUAGUUAUCAAAGCAAUAUUUUAUUCUGACAUGUAGUGUAUAUAAUGUUUGAAAUUCAGUAUUAAUUUACUGUAGUUCUAGUCAUAGAGUACUAUAUUUGUUGGAACAGUUCCAUUCAUGAGACAGAUGAGAAAUUAUUAUAAAAUUUGAGUCAAAAAUCACUUGGUAAAUCAGGAUUUGAAGAAGCAGGCUGAAUACAGCUAGUUAAAUAUAGGGUCCAGUGGAAAAGUCUUGUGAACAUGGUUCCAUAAAAGCCAGGGAAUUUCUUGGCCAAAUGAGCAACAGUCAGUUUCUGAAGAUGAACUGUUCUUCGCGGAGUUAAGCCGGUAAUAAAAGGUGUGCUAUUCCAUGUGGUGGAAUUGUUCUCGACAUAACAGCAGAAGAGUUAAGAGUUCACAAUGAUGCAUGAUGAAGACAUUCAUGCAGAUCAUUAAUUUUUAAUAUCCUCAAAUAAAGCUUUGUGUUCUGUCUA